Molecule: messenger RNA, 831 nt
Organism: Diceros bicornis minor
Lineage: Eukaryota; Metazoa; Chordata; Mammalia; Perissodactyla; Rhinocerotidae
Gene: CIMIP4
Product: ciliary microtubule inner protein 4
Exons: 5
Coding region: 1-831 (276 amino acids)
Source: RefSeq, a predicted model, not a curated record
AUGGAGCUGGGCCACCGAGCAGGUACAACCACCUUGACCAGGGCCCAUCUGAACAACAACAAGGAAGGCCAGCAGGACACGGACCCCUGGAGAACUGCCCGCAGCCCCCUGGGCACCUCCAAAUUCAAGCACCAGGCCCCAGUCUCCCUGCAGACAUCCCUGUACCGGGGAGGCAGCCCCCUAGGGCAGGCCCACCUGGAGGAGGUCCGGCCCCCACCCCCCUCGGCCAUCAGCCGGGACUCCCCCGGGAUGGACUCACAACCUGAGUCCCUGAAGAGGUGGGGCUACAGACCCUCCUCGAGGGAGAGCAGGGCUUCCCUCCAAGAGGGGCCUCAGCCAUGCGAGGAACUGGAGGAAGGCCCCAACCCAGGGGCCCAGGGCCAGAGGAGCAUGAGCCAGAGGAGCAGCAUCAUUCCUGACAACAUUCGCCACAAGUUUGGGAGCAACGUGGUGGACCAGCUGGUCUCAGAGGAGCAGGCUCAAAGGGCAAUUGGCGAAGCCUUUGAGGGCCAGAAGAGAACAAGCUUGUGGCCCAGCAGGACCCAGAGUCCCGUGCAAACCUCCUCCAUCUUUGCAGACUACUACGACCUAGGCUACAACAUGCGGUCAAACUUGUUUCAAGGGCCCUCCCAGGAGACGAAGAGCCUUAUGAAAGCCUCCUACACCCCAGAGGUGAUCGAGAAAUCGGUGAGGGACAUAGAGCACUGGCACGGCAGGAAGACAGAUGACCUGGGACGGUGGCACCAGAAAAACGCUAUGAACAGGAACUUGCAGAAAGCGCUGGAGGAGAAAUACGGAGAAAGGAGCAAGAGCAGGAGCUCGAAGUACUAG